AUGUCGGGAGGUGCUAGUGACAAUGUUCUAUCCCUCACUACCGACGAGUUGAAAGAGAAGAUUGCCGAGGAAGUUGGAAGGGCCAUCGAAGUUAGCCUACCAAGGUUUGUGGAAAGAAUGCAAAACACCUUACUUUCGACUAUGGAGGAAAGAAUUGGUGAAUUAAGAGAAGACCUUACCAGUGAUAGAGGCAAGGCUAAGGAAAAGAAAGGUUGUUCUUACAACAAGUUUAUGGCGUGUAAGCCCCCAAUUUUCAAUGGAGAGGUAGAUCCAAUUGCUUGUCAAAGGUGGAUAAGCGAUAUUGAGGGUGUUUUCGAACGAACGCAUUGUGAUGAAAGUGACUUCGUGGCUUAUGGAACUGGCCAACUUAGAGGCCAAGCCAAGGAUUGGUGGGACAACCUUAGAAACGAAAGGGGUGUUGAAGCAAUAAGGGCAAUGACUUGGGAAGAUUUCAAAGCACCAUUCCUCAAACAUCAUAGCCCCAAGGCAGUGAUAAAUAAGAUAAAGGAGGAAUUUAUGCAAUUGAGACAAAAAGGUGAAACCGUUGAUAAAAUUACGGGGAUGUUCAUGGAUAAGCUCAAGUUUUGUGAUGACUUGGCCAAAACUGAAGAACAGAAAAUCUAUUAUUAUCACACCAUGCUUAGGGCUGAAUAUAGGGAGUUCAUGACCCCCUCACAUUAUGAAAGCCUCACCGAUAUAAUCAAUGCGGCGCGGGAACGCGAGAUUGAACUAAAAAGGCAAGUUGAAAGAGGUGAGAGGAGGGCCUUGGAUGAAAACCCGAGUCCCGCAAAGAAGCCAAAGGUAGCUGAAUCUUCGAAGAAGGGAAGUGCAAAAGGAGGUUCUCCGAGUUGCAAAACAUGUGGACGCACUCAUAAGGGUGAAUGCUACUUCAAGAACAAACCUUGUGUGGCAUGUGGCAAGAUAGGGCAUGGGGUUGCAAAUUGCCCAGACAAAGUAACGGUGUGCUAUAAAUGUUACCAACCGGGUCAUAAAAAGUCAGAAUGUCCGGAAUUGGUGGGAAAGAAAGAGAGUGCCGACUCUAGGGAUGAAACCCCAAAAGCUAAGGCAAGGUCGUUCCAAAUCACUGCUGCUGAAGCAAAAAAUGGAACCCGACGUGGUUACAGGUAUCUUUACUGUAAAUUCGAUCCUUGCACGUGUUUUAUUUGA
Molecule: messenger RNA, 1167 nt
Organism: Helianthus annuus (common sunflower)
Lineage: Eukaryota; Viridiplantae; Streptophyta; Magnoliopsida; Asterales; Asteraceae
Exons: 1
Coding region: 1-1167 (388 amino acids)
Molecular function (GO): zinc ion binding; nucleic acid binding
Source: RefSeq, a predicted model, not a curated record